Molecule: messenger RNA, 2637 nt
Organism: Purpureocillium takamizusanense
Lineage: Eukaryota; Fungi; Ascomycota; Sordariomycetes; Hypocreales; Ophiocordycipitaceae
Gene: SFU1
Product: GATA type transcriptional activator of nitrogen-regulated proteins
Exons: 3
Coding region: 598-2316 (572 amino acids)
Biological process (GO): positive regulation of transcription by RNA polymerase II; negative regulation of transcription by RNA polymerase II
Molecular function (GO): RNA polymerase II cis-regulatory region sequence-specific DNA binding; zinc ion binding; DNA-binding transcription factor activity, RNA polymerase II-specific
Source: RefSeq, a predicted model, not a curated record
CUUAUCUCAUCGUCCUGGCGUGGCCCCCGCGUCGACUGCCAGACGGCAACUUUCCCGACUUGCCUAUCUCUCCUCGAGGUGCCAUUACCACUUCAGCCACACGUACCAACCCGGCGUGCAGGAUCUUCCCCUUCUCUCCCCUCCAUCUCGACACCGUCACACACGGAUUUCAACACCAUCUCGCGUCACUCGCCUGGGGAAAUCCGCGCAACGUCUCUCGACCCUGCCUGGCCCAGCCAUUCCGCGCCUAGUUGGCACGCCCUGAUACCUCGCCAUUGUGCUCUCUGAACCCUAGGUCGUUCCCCUUGCCACGGUCUCACCGCUGGCACUGGCGACCUCGCCCCUUGACCGCAUCUGCCUAGACGGCACCGACUUUGGGCGACGCGUGCGUUUCCGACGCCCGCCCUUUGCUCAGCCUCUCUUCACCUUCUUCCUCGGCCGCAACGGCCCCUAUCGCCCCAUCUCCGACGUUGCAUUCGCUGGCGCCCCGUGCCUGCACAUCAACUUCUCUCAGGCUUGAAGUCAUAGCGGCCCCGUCUCGACGCUGCCAACCAUCGCCGCACCAAAAUCAAAGACUCCGAAGCCACUUCCCGCUGUAUGGCGAUGAGCCACGUAUCGCAGGCUUCGGCGGCGCCGUCGCACGCGCGUGAGCCCGGCUCCAUGCGAACCGCACUCCCUUCCCGACCCAUGUCAUCCAAGAACCGCGACAACUGCACACCCAGCUCGCCGGGGGACGGCCGGCUCUCUGUCGAUAGAAACGGCCAUGGCCCGCGGCACAGCGAUGGCAGCACGUCGCCCGACUCCAAAGCCAGCCCUAUGAACGACGGUGCCGGUUCUUCCAGAGGCCCGAGCCCUGCCUCGACUGCCGCUGAAGGUGGAGUGAAGCCUGGAGCCGGUCAGGGAGGACAAGUAUGCAGCAACUGCGGCACCACUCGCACCCCCCUCUGGAGGCGAUCGCCUCAAGGUGCGACGAUAUGCAAUGCAUGUGGGCUCUACUUGAAAGCGAGAAAUACGUCUCGGCCGACGAGUCUCAAGAAGCCACCCAAUGUCGUUUCUACCGGCACGUCGCGGCCAGUCCUAAGCAAAACGACUUCCGGUUCUUCUGCCAAAGCCUCCUCAAACGUUAGCGGUGCUACCUACGUCUCGGCCGAGCAAACUCCGACGGGUACUUGCCCUGGUGGUGGACGAUGUAAUGGUACUGGUGGUGCCGAGGGUUGCAACGGCUGCCCUGCGUACAACAAUCGCGUGUCUAAGAGCGCCCAGCUUGGUGCCAUGCAGAGACAAAAAGGCUGCGGCGGCGGUCGAGUGGAGCCUGACCGAAGCGACCCGACUCCCAUCGAUGUCAACGCCCUUCAACAGGAAGCCCAGAGUCCCGACACCACUGUCGUGAUUGCGUGUCAAAAUUGCGGCACAACAAUCACCCCUCUGUGGCGACGAGAUGAGAGUGGGCAUACCAUCUGCAACGCUUGCGGUCUAUAUCACAAGCUGCAUGGGGUCCAUAGACCCGUCACGAUGAAGAAGGCCACGAUUAAACGACGCAAGAGAGUCAUUCCUGCUUCUCAAGAGGAUGAACACGACGACUUUGCCGACGACACUCGCAGCUCGGAAAGGACCCCAGAGAGGGGAACCGAAAAUGAGGAUGGCUCCAUUAACCUGGGCUUUCGUCGCCGCCCGGAACACCCCCCCACGAUCGAGCCCGAGCCUGUAACGCGAUCGAAUGGUCAGAAUACACCGUUGCCGUUGCCCUCGGCACUCGACCUGGCCGCAUAUCACCAGUCGCGCGGUUUCUCGCGAAAUUUGGCAAGCCCUCUCAACGACGAUAAUCGCCUCCCGCCCAUGUCAUCCAUGACAGCUGCCAUGUCGGACAGGCAAUCCUCAAUGUCACCUGCUUCGUUCCUAUCUCCGAGGCGGAAGCGGUCUUUCUCGGCCACCGAGACCGAAACUGGGAGCGUGACUGAUGGAGGCCAUGAAGGUGCGAAGAGGUUAUCAUCCAUCAAGUCCAUCCUUAAUCCUCAAUCUGGUCACGAUGAGCGGCCGGUUUCCCGGCCGGGCAGCGUCGAUCAGGGAGAAUACACUUUACCCCCCCUUCGGUCCACUGGGCCAGGGUUGAGGCCCGCUGGUAGCCCUGGCGCGUCAGCGACUAUGGAGCCCAGUUUGCACAUCGGAAAGGGGAACGACGCGACGGGCUCGCGAGACUUAAGUGAUGCGGAGCGGCUCAGGAUGGAACGAAGAUUGGCUGUCCAGAAAGAAGCGGACCGAAUUCGCGAGAUGCUCGCCGCCAAGGAGCGAGAGCUGAUGGAACUGGGAACCGAUUAAUGUCCAUGACGGAGUAUUGCGGACGACUUAUGACAAAUUUCUGCGGGAGCGUGGAGUCUGAGUUGCUUUAAAGACGUACGGCGGUCAAGCUCGGAUGGUUGGGCGCGGUAAAGUGUUGUCUUUGUGUGUUUUGAGUUUACCAUUUCAUUGCUUCGGUAUUUUGGUACUUCGGGAGUGUUCUCUGGGGUGAGAAAUGGGCGCUCCCUAUAGGCAGAAAAAUCGGCGGUUACAGCAGCCAAGCACAGACAGAAGGCGAAUUGCGCAAGCAUCGCGACAGAUAGCUGUCCCAGAUUGUUCAAUGUUAGACUUCGAUAGUCUCCA